This is a messenger RNA of Linum trigynum, 2927 nucleotides long. The record is from the annotation of a GenBank genome assembly. Lineage: Eukaryota; Viridiplantae; Streptophyta; Magnoliopsida; Malpighiales; Linaceae.
GUACGACUACUCGAUCACGGCCUUAUUCGUGGCUUAUGUGGUGUAUUGGGCUUUUGUUUUAAAGCCUGAGAAUAUACCUGCGUUCGUUUUUUUGGCCCAUCAGCCACCUAGCUGGAAUUAUUUUGUCGUACGUGUUUGUGCCAACUAGCUCGUGGCAGGAACAAUAAUGUUUGUUGGUGUGGGUUGACUCGUCAUCCGUUCGUCUGAUCUCGUCGGGAGGGAGAGAACCUGUGAAAGAGCUGGGGUUGCCCCCCGGAUUAAGCUCCGACGAGCAAGUCAGUGUAUCUUUGUGGAGAGAGUUGAGAGAAUAGAUAGAGAGAUGAAGUGUAGAGAGAUAAUAGAAAGUAGAAAGUGAGAAGAGAGAGAGAAGGCCCCCUUCAAUGGGGAGUUUCAUGCCUUUAAAUACUUCGUAGUGGUGUUCGUCCGGAGCACGUUACCGAUUGAGCGCGCCCUUAUUUAGUCCGCGCGUGGAGUAUUUAGUAACACCCCCAACAAUUGCCCCCCAAGUUGGUGGUGAGUCUUAACUCAUCGCUAGCUUAUUACUUUUUUUUUUCUAAAAAAUCUUCGUCGGUAAUUUUGGGUGGAGCCCUAUGUACCCCAGUUGCCCCCCAGCUGGUGGCGCGUUUGGUUGACGCGGUGCCAGCUUCUUGCGUCUUGCCCCCCAGUUGGUGUAUUUCAUUAAGGCGUGUAACCUUCACUCAUUGUAGAUUCUUCAUGGAGCUCUCCUCGUCGUUUUUUUUUUUUUACCCUCAGUUUGGAGUUCUCCUCGUCGGGGUUUUUAACCCUCAGUUUGGAGUCUUCGAUGCUCUUAUUGAAGUCUUAUUUGUGUGCUUCGUUGAGACUUAUUUGUGGCUCCUCGUCGGGGUUUUUAACCCUCAGUUUGGAGCCCUCCUCGUCGGGGUUUUUAACCCUCAGUUUGGAGUCUUCGAUGCUCUUAUUGAAGUCUUAUUUGUGCGCUUCGUUGAGACUUAUUUGUGGCUCCUCGUCGGGGUUUUUAACCCUCAGUUUGGAGCCCUCCUCGUCGGGGUUUUUAACCCUCAGUUUGGAGUCUUCGAUGCUCUUAUUGAAGUCUUAUUUGUGUGCUUCGUUGAGACUUAUUUGUGGCUCCUCGUCGGGGUUUUUAACCCUCAGUUUGGAGCCCUCCUCGUCGGGGUUUUUAACCCUCAGUUUGGAGUCUUCGAGGCAAUGUGCCCUUUCCCUUAGCGCCAUUAACGCUCAUGAGAGUAAAAUAUUUCAAUAUUUGAUAGUGAUAAGGGAUAGAGUACUUAGCUUUCUAUUGGCGAAGCGGCGCGAAGAGAGUUAAAUAAGAGUGCUGUGCCAAAGAAUCACAAGGCGCAUCUGUAGUCUGUUGGUGAUAUGGCUUGUCUGGUUGAGGAGUGAACGCGGGUUCAAUUCCUCUUGGCGGCGACAUUUUCGUUUUGGUGGUCUCAGCGCCUGUUUGCAGGCUUUGCGGACCAUGUUCCGCUGGCCUGUUGUCGAGUUGUGGAUUGCCCAUCUUUGGUGAGUGGGCCGCGAGUUGGAGGAGCAGCGCGAGCAAAAAGGUAAAAUAAACCUUCCGCGCUUAUUUGACAACAAUUGUCACGUAGUCCACUGGUUCCGUUUGCUUGUACGCGAAUGGUUGGUCAGCGGUUCGACGCCUGUCUACCAUUCAUCAUUUUUGGGUGCCUCGCGCACGACUGAGCGGUGGUGGGCCCAUCUGGCGCGAGUGGGCCGGGUGGAGCGGGCCGCGAGUGGGUUUGAGGCGGAAGGUGGGCCGGGUGGCGCACGACUGAGCGGUGGUGGGCCCAUCUGGCGCGAGUGGGCCGGGUGACGCCAACUGAAGGGUGGAGCGGGCCGCGAGUGGGUUUGAGGCGGAAGGUGGGCCGGGUGGCGCGAGCUGAAGGGUGGAGCGGGCCGCGAGUGGGUAUUGAGGCGGAAGGUGGGCCGGGUGGCGCGAGUGAGUCGGACGGGGCGCGAGUUGGGCCUGACGCGGAGUGGAGGACUGGAGGUCAGGUGGAGGUUGACUUGUGCGAAGCGGCGCGAAGAGUUGUUAAAAGCCAGACGCUGCGCCAUUGAAGCAGAAGGCUUGUAUGUAGCCUACUGGCAGUAGCGCUUGUGAGAUGGAGUGAUGGCGCGGGUUCAAGUCCUCGCGGCGACAAUAAUAUUUUUGAUGUGGCGCGUCUUGGAUGCGUGACGCGAGCCCGCAUGGAGGAUUGGGUCUGGUGCGACGCGGGCUGGUGGAGUGCGCGGCGCGGGCUGGUGGGUCGCGCCUGGUGAUGCGGGCUUAUGUGGCGCGGGAAACAGACUUUAUAUGUUUGAGCGCGGAGUUGGAUCACCAAGCGCGCAUGUAGCCUGCUGGUGAUGUUGCUUGUCUGGCGGAAGAGGGGCGCGGGUUCAAAUCGCGGCGGAAGCAGUAUUUUUUGAGUGUUGUGAGGAUUGGCGAAGUGGGCCGCGAGAUGCUUCCGCGCGAGUUGUUGGGCCGCAACAUAGGCGCGGGCCUGGAUGAGGCGGGCCGGAUGUGCGGCAGUGGCCUGUGAUGUUUGACUCGGGUCGGGCGCGAUGAGGAUCUGCGCGGGCUGAGGGUGGAGGGUAGCAAACUGUUUUUUUUUUUUUUAAUAUCCACUCACCAGCCUUGCACCCACUUGCCUUUCUUUUUCUGACACAAGGAGAAAGUAGUGGUAACCCCCCCCCCCCCCUCCUUUUUUAUAGGAGAAGCCUCCAUGAUUACACUGACUUGCUCAACCUUUGGUGAAGUUGGUGCCAUUAAGGAGAGGUUUCUAGCGGAAUGAGUAGGAGGAAGAACAAAUAUUGACUUGUUACGUUGUUGUCGCCGGUAGUGGAUGCUGGGUAAGGAAGCCUUUUUCUUUCUCACAGAGGUAUUUGUGCGAUCACCGUCUCCAUCGCCCCUCGUCCUUCGGAGAUCAGACGAAGAAAGUUGUUGAAUCUGC